AUGCGAAUGGCGGUUAUACAGGAAGAGGAAGAAAAUCAGGCUAUCGAUGUCGCGUCUUCAGGUGAAGAAGAUCAUGUGUCUGAACACAGUGUCGACGAAGAUUAUGAGCCUUCUGACGAUUUUGUUGAAAGUGCGAUGGAGGAGGACGACGAAGAUUAUUUGAAGAACGCUAGUUUGGAACAACGACUUUUAGACGCGCAAGCGCGUCGAGUCGAGCUAGCAGCAGAUAGCCGUAACCGGGGUCGACCAACAACAACGUUGAGAGGAAAGAAUAGCUAUAAAUGGUCUACAAGAGCAGCUGGAAGGCUGUCAGAUCGAAUAAACGAACCAGAGAAAGACGUUAUUCCUGGCCCCAUUGAUCCAGCAGCCGGUUUGGGGACUAUGGAGCAGUUUUGGGAGGCGUUAAUCACCGACGAAAUCUUCCAAAAAAUUGUUGAGCAUACCAAUCAACAGAUUGAGCACGUAUGUGCUAUAAUGAUGGCGAAAGUUAUAGUGAAUAUGGGGACAAUAACAGCGGCCAAUCUAAAGGAAUAUUGGGCAAAAGACUCUACAAGUCAUAUUCCAUUUUUCCUGAAUACAUUCUCGAGAGAGCGGUUUACCCAAACUUUUUGGAUGCUACAUACAGAGAUAGUUUCAGCGUCAAGUAGCAACACCAGAACACGUUUGCAACUGAUAACUGGCUACCUUGACUACAUAAACUCCAGACUUUUGAACCAUUUCACACCGGACAAAGAAAUUUGUGUUGAUGAAUCUGUCGUCAAAUUCAAAGGACGGGUUUCAUUUAUUACGUACAACCCAAAAAAGCCGAUUAAAUGGGGCAUCCGAAUAUAUACAUUGGCAGAUUCCGGUACGGGAUAUGUUUGCGGAAUUCUACCCUACUAUGGCAGCCUUACAACACAAACAUUGAUCAGACCGGACCUACCAGUAUCAACAAGAAUUCCGUUGCAUUUAUAUGCAAUGCUGUUGAAUAGAGAGAUCCUGGUGCGCAGGGACAUCACAUGUUUACCGACCGGUAUUACACCAGCUACAUCUUGGCGAUCGAAUUACAGAAAUUGA
Harpegnathos saltator (Jerdon's jumping ant) is the source of this 1056-nucleotide messenger RNA. RefSeq names its product piggyBac transposable element-derived protein 4. The record is from RefSeq and is a predicted model, not a curated record. Bases 1 to 1056 code for a protein of 351 amino acids. Lineage: Eukaryota; Metazoa; Arthropoda; Insecta; Hymenoptera; Formicidae. The transcript has 3 exons.